Ostertagia ostertagi is the source of this 414-nucleotide messenger RNA. The record is from the annotation of a GenBank genome assembly. NCBI's taxonomy places the organism in Eukaryota, Metazoa, Nematoda, Chromadorea, Rhabditida, Trichostrongylidae.
GCUCAAACACUGCGAAGUGUCGAUCGACAGCGAAAUGUGGAUGUUUAUCCAAAAGUGGAUUUCCCAGAGAUUUACGUCGUCGAUAAAGGCUACCGCAACUUUUUCGAGACAUUCGCCGAUUCAACGCCGGACAAGCAUUUAUUCGAACCAUGCAAUUAUGUGGAGAUGGUCGAUGGUCGUUUCGCUCAUCACCUGAGGCAAUACAAUUUCCACAAGAAAAGCUGGGGAAACAGCACUUGCUCGAAGAAUGCACCUCCUCAAUCACGUAUGGGUCUGCGACAGCUCUCCGAAGGGGCCUUGGAUUCGCCGUCGAAUCCCGGUCCAUCGCGACCGUCCAGACGUCCGUUGUUCGCCCCUGCCCCAAAGACGCCGGAACCGUUGCCGUUGGCGCCCGUGAGGCAGUUGCAGUUCUCC